AUGGCUCCCUCUAGCGAUGCCGGCUACCUAAUGUCGGACGCCCCGUCCCGCUCGGCGGCUACCCCUAAACGCUCCUUUAUGCCCAGCUCCUCCGCCGGCAGGCCACGAGUGCCACCUUCUGAGAGCAUGGGCGCUCCCAGUGAUGACGAGGCCGAGGGCUUCGCUGAUGAUCAAGUCCCCCGCGGAUCAAGGAUACCAGACGCUGCCAACAUUCCAAAGGUUGAGGACAGGAUUGGUUUGAUGGUCCAAGACCACUUCGAAGGUUUUAUCGAGGGAUUUGUUGAAGACCCGACUUCUUCAGGUGCACCGGUGUCCAGUGCCGUUACCACGGAUAAGUACUACGUCGCCCAGAUACAUGGUAUGCGGGACCUUCAACUCUCGACAUUCUACGUCGACUUCAGACACCUUGUUUCCUGGCAGAACGGUGAACUGGCCGACGGUGUGAUGCGUGGCUACUACCGCUUCCUCCCCUUUCUUACUGCCGCACUUCACAACAUGAUUGCCAAGUACGAACCACAGUACUUCAGAGAGCACAGGCAGCCGACCUCCUCAAGCAACCAGACCACAUCGGCCGCAAGCAACGUUGGCUCUGCUAGCCAGUCAGAGAUGGGUGGAAAGACGAGCAACCAGCAGACGGACAAGCUUUUCUCCAUCGCCUUUUACAACUUACCCCUCGUUUCCCGAGUGCGAAGCCUCAGAGCGGCCAACAUUGGCCAGCUGCUUUCCAUUUCUGGUACCGUCACGCGGACGUCUGAGGUUCGUCCUGAGCUGUCGCUUGCUACUUUUGUCUGCGAAGCCUGCAGGACGGUCGUGCCCAAUGUCGAGCAGACCUUUAGAUACACCGAGCCCACACAAUGUCCCAACAUGACAUGCUUGAACCGCCAAGCGUGGCAGCUUGAUAUAAGGCAUAGCACUUUCGUGGAUUGGCAGAAGGUGCGAAUCCAGGAGAACAGCUCCGAGAUUCCUACCGGAAGCAUGCCUCGUACGAUGGAUGUCAUCUUGCGCGGUGAGAUUGUGGACCGGGCCAAGGCUGGAGAAAAGUGUAUCUUUACAGGCGCCCUCAUCGUUGUGCCCGACGUCAGCCAGCUCGGCCUUCCAGGUCUGAGACCGACGGCUGUCAGGGAUGACAAGGGUGCCGGACGUGGAGCUGAUGUUGGAGGUUCCGGUGUCACUGGUCUGAAGGCUCUUGGUGUUCGUGACCUGACUUACCGUCUGGCCUUCCUCGCCUGCAUGAUCACUCCCGAUACUUCAACGCCGGGCCAGUCCGCAAAUGGUCAAGUACAAGACAUCAUCAGCUCGUUGACUCAGGAUAAGUCUGCCGAAUCCGCAGAGUCGGUCGAGGCCGCUCAAGCUGCUGUGCUGUCGUCCAUGAACGAGUCCGAGAUCAACGAACUGCGUGACAUGGUACACAGUGAUCAUAUUUAUUCUCGCCUGGUGCAGUCAAUUGCACCCACCGUGUACGGCCACGAGGUUGUGAAGAAGGGUUUACUGCUUCAGCUCAUGUCUGGCGUGCACAAGACAACAGCUGAAGGCAUGGAGCUGAGAGGUGACAUCAAUAUUUGCAUCGUGGGUGACCCCUCUACCUCCAAGUCGCAGUUCCUCAAGUAUAUCUGCUCCUUCGCUCCUCGCGCCGUCUACACUAGUGGUAAGGCAUCCUCUGCCGCUGGUCUUACAGCUGCGGUUGUCAAGGAUGAGGAGACUGGCGACUUUACUAUUGAGGCUGGUGCCCUCAUGUUGGCAGACAACGGCAUCUGUGCCAUUGAUGAGUUCGACAAGAUGGACAUUGCCGAUCAGGUCGCUAUCCACGAAGCCAUGGAACAGCAGACCAUUUCUAUUGCCAAGGCCGGUAUCCAGGCUACUCUGAACGCCCGCACUUCUAUCCUUGCCGCCGCCAACCCUGUCGGCGGCCGUUACAACCGCAAGACCACCCUGCGUGCCAAUAUCAACAUGAGCGCUCCCAUUAUGUCGCGUUUCGAUCUUUUCUUCGUCGUCCUUGAUGAGUGCAAUGAGUCGGUCGAUCGCCAUCUUGCUGAGCACAUUGUCGGCAUUCACCAACUGCGUGACGCCGCUAUUGAGCCCGAAUUCAGCACUGAACAGCUUCAGCGAUACAUCCGCUUCGCUCGUACCUUCCGUCCUGAGUUCUCUGCUGAGGCCAAGGAGGUUCUUGUAGAGAAAUACAAGGAGCUUCGCGCCGAUGACGCGCAAGGCGGAAUUGGCAAGAACUCAUACCGUAUCACUGUCCGUCAAUUGGAAAGUAUGAUUCGUCUGUCAGAGGCGAUUGCGAAGACGAACUGUGUCGAGGAAAUCUCUUCCGAGAUGGUCGUUGAAGCUUUCAAUCUCCUCAGGCAAAGUAUCAUUUCCGUUGAGCACGAUGACAUCGAGGUUGAUGACGAUGAGCCUGAGGAUAGCGCCACCUUACGCCGCGCGGCAUCCGAGGCAGCUGGCCAGCCCCUGGAAGAUGACAAUGCUAUGGCUGUUGAUGACUCCACACCCGCAGCGGAGAGGCGGCCUAAACAGACCAUCACCUACGACAAGUAUGUGAGCAUGGUCAACAUGUUUCUGCAGCGUGUUGUUGAGGACGAGAAUGAGGGUGGUGAGGGUGUUGAAGGCGAGGAGCUUGUGCUCUGGUAUCUGGAACAGAAGGAAGAGGAGCUCCAGGGUGAGGAGGAUUACCACCGGGAGAAGGCACUGGCGAAAAUGGUGCUCAAGAAGAUGGUCAAGAACAACUUCCUCAUGGCUGUCCGUGGCGAAGGCCUGUUGGACGACGAUGGCAACGCUGGCGAAGGAGCAUCUGCCACUCCCGCACGUAUUGUGUAUGUUGUGCACCCCAACGCCGCUGUUGAGGAGAUUUAA
Messenger RNA from Colletotrichum truncatum, 2853 nucleotides. RefSeq names its product DNA replication licensing factor mcm6. NCBI's taxonomy places the organism in Eukaryota, Fungi, Ascomycota, Sordariomycetes, Glomerellales, Glomerellaceae. Gene Ontology annotation, biological process: double-strand break repair via break-induced replication; mitotic DNA replication; DNA replication initiation. Gene Ontology annotation, cellular component: nucleus; MCM complex. The record is from RefSeq and is a predicted model, not a curated record. Gene Ontology annotation, molecular function: single-stranded 3'-5' DNA helicase activity; ATP binding; single-stranded DNA binding.